AGUUACGUUAAACCCACACCCUGGUCUGUGAGAAUCCAGCAUGGACUGUCUCUACUGUUUCCUGGGAUUUCUGCUUCUGGCUGCACGAUGGCCCCUUGAUGCCGCCAAACGCUUCCAGGAUGUGCUGGGCAAUGAAAGACCUUCUAGUUACAUGAUGGAGCACAGCCAGUUAAAUGGCUGGUCCUCAGAUGAAAAUGAGUGGAAUGAAAAACUCUAUCCAGUGUGGAAGAGGGGAGACUCAAGGUGGAAAUAUUCCUGGAAAGGAGGCCAUGUGCAGGCGUCUCUGACCAGCGACUCACCUGCACUGGUAGGCUCAACUAUAUCAUUUGUGGUGAACUUGGUAUUUCCCAGAUGCCAAAAGGAAGAUGCCGAUGGCAACAUAGUCUAUGAGGAGAAUUGCAGAAAUGAUACGGGCCCAUCUCCUGAGCAGUCUGUCUACAACUGGACAGCGUGGGCGGAGGAUAGCGACUGGGGAAACGGCAGUAGCCGCGGCCAUCACAACGUGUUCCCUGAUGGGAAGCCUUUCCCUCGCCCCCCCGGAUGGAAGAAGUGGAAUUUUGUCUACGUCUUUCACACACUUGGUCAGUAUAUCCAGCAAUUGGGACGGUGUUCAGCGAGAGUUUCUAUAAACACAGCCAAUGUGACACUUAGCCCUCAAGUCAUGGAUGUCACUGUCUACAGAAGACACCGCCGGACUUAUGUUCCCAUCGCAAAAGUGAAAGAUGUAUAUGUGGUGACAGAUCAGAUUCCUGUAUUUGUGGUGAUGUCCCAGAAGAACAACCAAAAUUCAUCUGAUGAAACCUUCCUCAGGGACCUCCCUAUUAUGUUCAAUGUCCUGCUUCAUGACCCCAGCCAUUUCCUCAAUGAGUCUGCCAUCGACUACAAGUGGAAUUUUGGGGACAAUACUGGUCUGUUUGUUUCCAACAGUAACACUUGGAAUCACACAUACAUGCUUAAUGGAACCUUCCACCUUAACCUCACUGUGCAGGCCACAGUGCCUGGCCCUUGCCUUUCACCUUCCGCUGGACCUCCACUGGUCCCCACUUCUCUAGGACCUACUAGUGACAACCCCUGGGAGUUGAAAGAGCAUCCUGAUGAAAACUGCCAGAUUAUCAGACAUGGUUACUUUACAGCCAGGAUCACAAUUAUAGAGGGAAUUCUAGGAGUUAACAUCAUCCAGAUGACAGAUGUUCUGAUGUCCAUGCCACAGCCUGACAACUCCCUGGUGGAUUUUGUCGUGACCUGCCAGGGAACAAUUCCCACAGAGGUGUGUACCAUAAUUUCCGACCCCACUUGCCAGAUCAUCCAGAACACAGUCUGCGACCCUCUGGACAUAGGUGACUCCUGCUUGUUGACAGUGAGAAGAGCCUUCAGUAGGUCUGGUACAUACUGUCUGAACCUCACACUGAGUGAUGAUGCCAGCCUGGCCUUCACCAGCACCCUCAUCUCCAUUCCUGACAGAGACACAGCCUCUCCUCUUAGAAUGGCAAAUGGUGCCCUGGUCUCCAUUGGUUGUUUGGCCAUAUUUAUCACUGUGAUUGCCUUCUUCAUGUACAAAAAACACAAGGAAUACAAACCAAUAGAAAACAGUGCUGGGAUCGAGUUCAAAGGCAAAAGCUUGAAUAUUUUCUUCAGCCAUGCAAAGGCCGUGUUCUUCCCCGGACACAAGGAGAAAGAUCCACUGCUCAAGAACUAACCAGAAAUUCUUUACAUCUUCAGCCUUUUUUCUUAACAACGGCUCACUGUUUGGUGACUUUUCACUUUUUUCCCUGAAGAUUACUGUAAAUAUAUACUGCGGUUCAGGGAGCUCCACCUUUUUUUUUUUAUAGAUUAAAUGUCAUUAUAGAAAAAUGAAGAGGAAUGGCACUGUAUGAAGCCUCAGGCAUGUUAUAUUACUGAGAAAAGUAGUUAGCAUUACUUUCUCUCAUUGUGAUUUGUGUUUCACUUAUGAUGUUAAGUGAUUUGUAGGGUAGAAAUGGGUAAGUGGCAAAAUUCAAAGGUCCUGUUCAUUAAAGCCUGACCUAUGUUAACUGUCAGGCAAGGCUGGACACUGUAGCCUUUCACAUGGCCAGAUGUAUAGAAUGAACAUGUUCCUGUCCUUAAGAUCACAGUCUAAGCUAACCGAAUCCUAUUUCAGUGAACAUGUCUGAGUUGCCAGCAGAAUGAGAAAGGUCAGGUCGUAAAUAUGUUGUGUGUGAUUAUCAAACUAAAAAGAAAAAGUUCAUCUUAUAAGCAAUUGUGAAUAUUUUCCUGACAACCUGCCAGGACUAGCUAUGUGAAGGAAUGACAUUCAUUCAUUUGUUUAUCUCAUGGGCAUUUAGUCAGUGCUUUCUGUAUAUCAGGCAUGUCGCUAGGUGCAUGGACCUGCACUCAGAGUACUCACACUUCUCUGUCUAAAUCUAAAUUUCUGUACACGCAGGUGCUUGCGUUUGGAAUCAUAGAUUAUUAUUUUUCCAGAGAAGGAGGUCCCUGAUUUCCUGUUUAAAUGAUAUAUUUAGAAAUGUGAUCAUAAGGGGUGUAUCUUCAUUUGUAACUAAAACCAUCUACCUUGUGAGACAUGACAUUUCUUUUCUCUCCUUCCUGAAAAAUAAAGUCUGAAA
Messenger RNA from Condylura cristata (star-nosed mole), 2600 nucleotides. RefSeq names its product glycoprotein (transmembrane) nmb (gene GPNMB). Gene Ontology annotation, biological process: cell adhesion. Gene Ontology annotation, molecular function: integrin binding. Bases 41 to 1696 code for a protein of 551 amino acids. The transcript is spliced from 11 exons. The record is from RefSeq and is a predicted model, not a curated record. Lineage: Eukaryota; Metazoa; Chordata; Mammalia; Eulipotyphla; Talpidae.